This is a messenger RNA of Laccaria bicolor S238N-H82, 2451 nucleotides long. Its product is annotated as DNA repair protein, SNF2 family. Gene Ontology annotation, biological process: reciprocal meiotic recombination; double-strand break repair via synthesis-dependent strand annealing. Gene Ontology annotation, cellular component: nucleus. The record is from RefSeq and is a predicted model, not a curated record. The transcript is spliced from 12 exons. NCBI's taxonomy places the organism in Eukaryota, Fungi, Basidiomycota, Agaricomycetes, Agaricales, Hydnangiaceae. Bases 1 to 2451 code for a protein of 816 amino acids. Gene Ontology annotation, molecular function: ATP binding; DNA translocase activity; ATP-dependent chromatin remodeler activity.
AUGCUUCGUCGCGUCCCCACCACCAGUGACGGAAAAGUUCUUGAUAGAUUCCAUGAAACUACUCGAGUCAAUCAGCCGUUCAAACCACCCACCAUCGCAAUACUUGAGCGCGUUCAACCACAAAGAAAACGGAAGCGUGUCUCGUAUAAGGGGCAGGAAGCGAGCUUAUCUGAUUCCGAAAAUGACGCAGGUUCAAGGAAGAAGAAGAAAACAGACAAGGACGGCAUAUAUCACAAUGAGGAGGAGCUCUUGGCUGCCAUCCCCAAGUUUCCUAUCUACAAGCCCAAACCCUUCGACCAGAUGACGCGUAGGUUCUCUAUGCCUUCGAUGAGAAGCAAAGAUGGAACGGUGGUACCGCUUACGCCAUCCAAUGCGUCCCUCGGCGUUCGACCUCAGGCAAAAAUCAUCCCAAGACCGCUGCACGAUCCCAUGGAAGACCAUGCCAUCGUUUUAUAUGACCCGACUACCGACGAUCGAGAAACGGACGAAGAGAGAAAGGAAAGGCUCGAGGGGGAAGCGAAAGAGAAAGCUGCGAUGGAGGCAAUAGAAAAAACUGCCGGAAUGUACAACCCCCACAAGCGCUUGGAAGAUUUGCUCGGCGAAGGAAAGGAUAAGAAGCCCAAAGAUAAAAAGGUUCCAGUGGUCAUUGACCCUCUUUUGACAAAAGUUCUUCGGCCACAUCAGGUCGAAGGCGUCAAGUUCCUCUACAAAUGCACAACCGGCAUGCUAGUUGAGAAUCAAUAUGGGUGCAUUAUGGCCGACGAGAUGGGGCUUGGAAAAACCUUGCAAUGCAUUGCGCUGCUCUGGACUUUGUUGAAACAAUCACCACAUCCCGGGAAGCCAUCAAUUGAGAAAUGCAUUAUUGCAUGUCCCUCAAGCUUGGUCAAGAAUUGGGCAAAUGAACUUGUGAAGUGGUUGGGAAAAGAUGCGGUUACGCCCUUGGCCAUCGACGGCAAAGGAGGGAAAGCCGAAUUGCUUGAGAGGGUUGGGAGGUGGGUAGCAGCCCGUGGGCGGAAUGUAACGCAACCAGUGAUGAUAGUCUCAUACGAGACACUUCGUACACUUACUGUCCACCUUGCACAUUGCAAGAUUGGACUUCUUCUCUGUGAUGAAGGUCAUAGACUAAAGAAUUCGGAGUCCUUGACUUUCCAAGCGCUCAACGGAUUAGAUGUCAAUCGUCGCGUUAUUCUAACAGGCACUCCAAUCCAGAAUGAUCUGUCAGAAUAUUUUUCGUUACUGAACUUUGCCAACCCAAAUUUUCUUGGGUCCAAGAACGACUUCCGCAAAAACUUUGAAAAUGCCAUCAUUCGUGGCCGAGAUUCGUUGGCAAGUGAUGGUGUCAAAGCGGAAAGUGAGAAAAAACUCAAAGAGCUUGGCAAUUUGGUCACGAAGUUCAUCAUUCGCAGGACCAAUGAUCUCUUGUCAAAAUACCUCCCUGUCAAGUACGAGCAGGUUGUCUUCUGCGGUCUAUCAGAGUUCCAACUUUCCCUAUAUCGUCUCUUUAUCGUGUCUCCUGAGAUCAAGGCUCUUCUGCGUGGCACGACCUCCCAGCCCCUCAAAGCGAUUAAUAUUCUCAAGAAACUCUGUAACCACCCUGAACUACUCGACCUUCCUGAUGAUCUUAAAGGAUGUGACCACUUGAUUCCCGAAGGAUUCAGCAGCACUGCUGCAAGGAGUCGAGGGAAGGGUGGCAAGCAAACGGUUCGAUGCGAUUGGGGUGGCAAGUUUUUGGUACUUGAGAGGUUUUUGCAUCAGAUCAAGACGCAAACGACAGAUAAAAUCGUCUUGAUCAGUAAUUAUACCCAAACCCUCGACCUUUUCGAAAAGCUUUGCAGAAGCAAGAAAUAUGGAUUCUUCAGGCUGGACGGGUCAAUGACAAUCGUCAAACGACAAAAACUUGUUGACCAAUUUAACGACCCCGACGGGAAAGAGUUCAUCUUCUUGCUCAGUAGCAAAGCUGGCGGGUGUGGUAUCAACUUGAUUGGCGCGAACCGGUUAAUACUAUUUGAUCCUGACUGGAAUCCUGCUGCUGAUCAACAGGCGCUAGCUCGUGUGUGGAGGGAUGGCCAGAAAAAGGAAUGCUUUGUUUAUCGAUUUAUCUCGACGGGGACUAUAGAAGAGAAGAUAUUCCAACGGCAAGCCAAUAAACAGGCCCUCUCAUCUGCCGUAGUGGAUGAAAAAGAGGACGCAGAGCGCCACUUUUCAAUUGAUGCCCUUCGGCAACUCUUCACUUUCAAUGAAAAUACCCUGUGCGAAACACAUGAGACGUUCAAGUGCAAACGAUGCAAAGAUGGCAAACAAAUAGUCAAAGCUCCUGCGCUGCUGUACGGGGAUGCCAGCACAUGGAACCACUUCACCAAUGCGGAGCUCAAGAAUAAUCAUGACGAUCUUCUUCGUGCAGAAGUCGGGUUGCCUGAAGUUUCUUUCGUGUUUCAAUACAUCAGCCACUGA